GAGAUUUUCCGCGGCGGCUCGUUCAAAACAGAGAGGAUGGACUCGGCUCGCAGUGGGACUAUUUGUAGGCAUUUCCUAAAUGGCUCAUGCAGAUUUGGUUCCAGAUGUUUUUACAGACACGAGAUGACCAUAAUACAACCCCAAAUAUGCAGAUACUUUCAGAAAGGUGAAUGUUGGUAUGGCGAGAGCUGCAGGUAUCUCCAUAUUCAACCUAAUGCUGGAGCAGCUGCUUCAGGUAGAAGGGGUUCAGUGCCUGCCGUCUCUUCCCAUAUGGUCCACCCGCCCUCUGACAGAAGAGGGUCAGAACCAGCUUUCCUGCACACUGUCACUUCCAGGCAGGAAUGCAGUGGAUCAGAGCCGACUGUUAACGCCUCACGUUUUCAGUGCAACGCUCGACGCCUGCCACAUGAUAAUGCAAAGGAGCAGUCACCAGGGGAAAGAACCAACCCGGAGUCUGGCCAGCGUUCAGGAAUUGCUCGAGCAAGUGCCUGUCCGAGGAUAGAGGAGGGUUCCACUGAAUCUGAGCCACAGGAGGGUGGAGCUGCUGCUGCAGCAGCUUCCAGUAACAAAAGUGAAGAGAAAACUGAGGCCUUCCUGCAGAGUAAAGAUGUGAUCUGUGGAAUCUGCAUGGAAACAGUUUAUGAAAAGGAAAACGCGAAGGAGCAUAUAUUUGGGCUUUUGCCAAACUGCAACCAUCCCUUCUGUUUAAAGUGCAUCUCAACCUGGCGGAAGACUAAACACAUUGGCUCUGAUGUUGUAAGGGCAUGCCCCCAGUGCAGAGUGAAGUCUGCGUUUUACAUGCCAAGCAAAGUGUGGGUUGAAGGACCAGCAAAGGAGAGUGCAGUUGUUGCAUUCAGGAAGAAAUUCAGUGAGAAAAGAUGCAGCAGCUAUGACCGAUUCGGAUACUGUCCCUUCAAAACGGACUGUCUCUAUCGUCAUGUCAAAAAUCCAAAUCGAGUUGAGUUUUCGUAUUUCUCGGACGACGACGAUGAUUAUUUCGAUGACGAAUAUGAAAACGGUGUUGAUCUACUCGGAUUUCUCCUAGCUAUGACCCUUCUUGGUAGUGAUGAUUCAGACGACGAGGACUUUCACUUUUAACUAAACAGAAUGUGAGUUCUGAGCCAUUGUAUUAUUUUCAGUGACUGAAGCACUGAUUGAAGCUGUAAGUAAAAUAACUGGCUUUGGGUGAUCUGGCUGUGUUUUUGACGUGUCCUUUUGGAAUGACUAUAUAUGUAUAUUACAUCAUUUGUGAGCAGUCUUG
Molecule: messenger RNA, 1261 nt
Organism: Nematolebias whitei (Rio pearlfish)
Lineage: Eukaryota; Metazoa; Chordata; Actinopteri; Cyprinodontiformes; Rivulidae
Gene: mkrn4
Product: makorin, ring finger protein, 4
Exons: 8
Coding region: 37-1098 (353 amino acids)
Biological process (GO): protein polyubiquitination
Molecular function (GO): ubiquitin protein ligase activity; metal ion binding
Source: RefSeq, a predicted model, not a curated record